AUGGAUAUGGACCCGUCGUUCAUCGUGACCCAGUCGCCGGACGUGGCAGUGGUGGCGUCCGGGGGCUCUGCAACCCUGCAGUGCGACAUAGCGGAGCUCUACUCCUGGUGUUCGCAUGUGGUAUGGCUGAAGCUGGACCGGAGGAGGCCCAUGAUGUUACAGGUGACCGACAGAAUCAAAAUGGUCAACCCAAACGAUGGCAUGGACGGCUCGUGGGUCAACGUUUGUCGGGCGACCUUGCCAGAGGUCACAAUUGAUGAUGCAGGCAUCUAUUACUGUGUGUUGUCACAAGGUCGCUUCGCACACGUUGGGAAUGGAACACGACUCAUGGUAACAGAGUCAAACAGCACCUUCCCAUCUCCCUCCAUUGAGAUCAUCCCACCCAUGGCCUACACCUCCACAGUGCCUCUUCUGUGCCUGGUGUCUGGCAUCAGCCCGUCCCAGGCCCACGUCUUCUGGGUGAUCAGCGGACGCGUGGAGAGUGGAUGGACAGAUUCUGACCUGGAGGAUGCCGGUGAAUGUGAACCACUGAAAAGGCUCACCCGGAACCAGGUCCUGGUUCCCUUGGAGGAGUGGGAGAGGGGGGUUCAGUGUGCCUGCGUGGUGGAAGUUGCUGGACUGAGCUUCAACAAAACACUGCAGAGAGAUGAGCAAAUAACUCAACAGAACAGAACCUUAUUUGUAUUGUAA
Alosa alosa (allis shad) is the source of this 690-nucleotide messenger RNA. RefSeq lists its product as uncharacterized. The transcript is spliced from 4 exons. The record is from RefSeq and is a predicted model, not a curated record. Lineage: Eukaryota; Metazoa; Chordata; Actinopteri; Clupeiformes; Clupeidae. The coding region runs from base 1 to 690 and encodes 229 amino acids.